Molecule: messenger RNA, 5487 nt
Organism: Chaetomium globosum CBS 148.51
Lineage: Eukaryota; Fungi; Ascomycota; Sordariomycetes; Sordariales; Chaetomiaceae
Exons: 3
Coding region: 1-5487 (1828 amino acids)
Molecular function (GO): protein binding
Source: RefSeq, a predicted model, not a curated record
AUGCCGCCCCUCGCGCUUCUCAUUUUUUCUCUCGCCGUUCCUGUGCGUGCACUGGACGGAUCAGGCGGACCGCAAGACUGGAACGACUUUACCAACAACUUUGCCACUGACCUUGCCCCCAUCAUCGUCCUUUUUGGGGAGCAGGCGUCCAAGCAGUUUCUCAGUGAGUCCACUAGCUUCUGGGAUAAUAUCCUCUUCGGUAUUGCGCCAAUUGGCAUUAUCACCGCCGUUAUCUCGACUAUUCGCCUCUACGGAAACUCUUCACUCAAGGCUUUUAUCGGCAGGGCGCAGGAGGCUCACGGGGUCGCCGAGGCAGAGUUAUGUUCGUCUACCAGCGACGACGUGUGCGAGCUGUGGUCGAAUGGAGGGAUAUGCCGUGUGUUUGGUCGCCCACGGAUCUUGGAGUUCUUUCACAUCAAACCUCAAGGCUCCGGCGCCUUCUAUCCGUCCUUUGUGCGCCAGGUAAAUACGAAGAGGCCACCCUCAUGUGGCUUGUACCCGCCUCAAAGUGUUCUCUGCGGUGACGAGCUUCCGCCCGACCAGGAAAAUGCCGCCGAACCAUUGCCAAAAACUGGCUGGAGGGAAAUCCGCACGAAACGCGCGCCGUUGCUUAGCGCCAUCAACGCACAAGAAAGAGGCAGGUCCAAAGCCUUUGCACCCCGCCCAAACCUGAGCCUGAAUAUCGGCAUCAAGGCCGUGCCGCCUGGCCUCCUACACAUGACCACUUUGCUCGGGACGGUCCUGCAACUCAGCUUUUUCGGCUACGCAACUUGGGCCACCUUCUAUUAUCCCGACCUCUACAAGGGCGAAAGCUUACCGACUCUAUGGUCCUUUUGCCUUGCAAUUUCUGGGACCGUGAUAUUAAGUAUAGGAAUGAACUCCUCGCAGGAAACCACCAUGUUUUGGCUGCAACCCGGAAAUCAACGAAUUGGAGACCAACUGUUCAACGCCUUUGCAUACUCUGAGAACAAGGAGUCGUUCAUCACGUCCUGGAAGGUCGAUCUUGAGCUUGAAUCGGAGCGGCUCGGGAUUGUCCGUCUCAGCAAACACACUUUUCAGCUCUGGGUGGCAAUCGGAUCAUCUACGUGUGGAUUCAUUUGCCAGUUCCUGGGUUUACGAGGAUUACAUGGUUCGGUUGCGCUAUACCAACUAGGAGUCACCCUCUGCAUGGCAAUUGUCCGCUCGUUCCUCCGGUCCGGGCGCCUGGGGGCCAACAAAAAUAAUGUCAAGCAGCGUAGAGACGUCGAAGGGCACGAGCUUGACUGGCAAGCGAUGAAUCUCGAAAAUCCCGAUAAGGAAUUCCAAGGGGGCUGGUACAUUGACGACCUUCCUUUUCCCAUGCGAAGGCCAAAAAACCGCCCUGAACAAGAAAAGCCUGACCUUGGGAUCAAGGAUGUCGGAGUCGACGUGGCUCCGGGAACCCAGCAAAUUGUCAGCUUCCAUCUCCGGCGGGAUAGGGACCUCGACACGCUCCAAAGCGCAAACGCAGCAGUCUCCUGGAUUAAGCACAAUGAAGCAGCUGAAGACCAACCGAACGAGGCAGCGAGGAUACUGCAUUACAGAGCAUCUUUGGCCUAUUUGACGGGGAAUGCCGUACGAGCAGCCGAGCAGCGGUGGGACACCGAGGUUCGAACCAUGGCGAAGCUGCUUCAAAGAGCAAUACAGGACGCUGCUGAGUACAUAUUCUUGGAAAUGGCUUUGCUCAGGGGGUGGAGAGACACCCGUAGUCUGGCAUGGUCUACGACGUGCCACUUACACGAGCGCCUGGAGCCAUCCAACUCCUUCAGCCCCAAUGGUCCCGCGACGCAAGAACGACAAAGUUUUCCCAUCCAUUUUGCCAUGUACCACAAUGCUGGUGUCUGGGAAAUCAGCGAGUGCGAACUAGAAGCUGCCCUGGGUCUCUGGUAUUGGUCUGUAAGUCAACUGCCCUGGGCCAGUCGCUCGUCUCAGAGAAAGGUCUUCAUGGUCGAACGGGCCAAAAAGAAAAACUCGCUCAUCUCGGCAAUUCGCCUCUGGGUUACGCAAACGCACCAUAUAGAGCCCGUCGACGUGAAGAUUCCUUGGUCGACUACGCCCCAGCAAGCCGACGAUCAGAGCUUUUGUCGAAUUGCCUCCACGGCACUUUCACAACGCGACGACGGCAAUCCCCAGGCUGCUACAGACGACCCCGGUGCGUCUUGUUGUUAUCCCACUACUCUUUCAAUCCCGUUAAUGACCCUACUUGAGCCAUCUGUCGUUCCUCAAGAGGCCAGUAGCCAUGGUCCAGCUCAGGGCGAUAGUCAGCCGGAUGGAAUCUGCCUCUCCAUCGCAACCGAGAGCUCCUUACUGCAGCUGGUUGCGCAGGAUAUGUUCGGCAUCUUCAUAAGCAGAAUCGCAGAUAUAUUGGAGACGCUUGAUGUUGCAGAGCCCUGGACUCGUCGAGGCCAAAUACAGCCUUUUGGAGUAGGAAACACCGUGGCAGACGACUCGUAUACUGGGUUGACCAACAAGCACAUCCGAGCUCUUGCUGAUGUCUUUGUCUCGACCGGACUUGGGUCCAGGGUAGACGCACUCAUGACCAUGAUCCCGCCCCUACUACAAAGAUUGAAGCUACCCGACACAGACGAGGCUAUGGAAUCACUCCUUUACACAGCCAAGAUGCUGCGGCGUAACAACAAAUUCACCCAGGCUGAGAACCUGCUCCGAUGGCUGAUCGACAACGUGCCGCAGCGGUUCCAGCAGAGAGCCAUCAGAAGUCUGGGCGAACUCUAUCGCAAGGCGGCGCGCUCCAGCGAUCCCUUCGACCGAAACUUUGGGCGGAUUGGCUUUGAGGCAAUGGCAACCAUGGAAGCCUUGUCCGACGGCCGAGAGCUCUUUACCGAAAGCCAAGACAUUCUCAAGUCAUAUCUACUCGCCUGGGACGCCUUGAGAAACAUAGGACGAGGGGCCAAGGGACCGCUGAGGCCCCUGGUGGACACUUUAGACGCAAGCCCGGCGAGGCCGCUGGGGUUGUACCUCGUGGACAAGUAUGAUGUCGAGGCGGCAGAGGUGGAGGAUUUGCGAUACCUCCUUCGAUGGGCCAUCAAGACCGGGUGUCAAGAGUUGAUAGAAGACUUGUGGAAUCACACCAAGGUCUUGGCCGCGAGCUGGGUGACCGGGCCCGCUGGGGGCUUCAGCGACACCAUGUCAUCCCCGCUGUCUGACGAGCGUGGUGGGCCAUCAUCGCCCCUGUUUUGGGCUAUGGAGCUGGACAGCGCCGCGGAAUCCGAUAUCGAAACUAUGGAGACUCUCCUCGACUGGCCGGGGCUGUAUCCUGAUCCAAACUGGCACGGCAAAACACCCCUUGUGGUCGCCAGCGAGGCCGGCCAAUACCCUGCGGUCGACUUAUUACUGAAGCGCGGAGUUUCACCAGAUUCUGCCAACGGGUUGGCCUUGCUACUGGCAGUCAAGAACAAACAUUUGCGAGUGGUUGAACGAUUGCUCCAGGGAGGCGCAAAUCCCAACUUGAUUACUACCAACAUAGAGGUAGACGGUGUCGACGGGGAGAGGGCGACGCCGCUUCACCUAGCCGUAGGAUGGGACAGUUCCGUGGUCGAGCUACUUCUGCAACACCGGGCCAACCCCGAAUCUCCGUAUUACUCUUGCGGCAAAACUCCGAUUUGCCUGGCCGCUGAAAUGGGGGAUACGGCAUCCGUAGAAGUGCUCUUGAUGCAUGGAGCCAACGCCGAGGCAGCGGAUGACAACGGCACCUACCCCUUACUCGUAGCAAUCCAGCGUGGGCAUGAUGCAAUCUCGAAGCUGCUUGUCAAGAGCAUGUCCCUUGUCGAAGCAUCCCGGCUAUUACACGUGGCGGUUCAGUCGGGAAAUACAACCGACCUCGAUCUACUGCUAACACACGGCGCAGACAUCGAGGCCAAAGAUGACCUGGGACGGACACCUCUCCUUGCAGCAGUCGAAGAGGGGCGAGAAGAAAUGGUCAGCACGCUGCUGGAGGCCAAGGCAGACCCCAAUGCGCGUAGCGCGGACAACAUGAGCGGGCCAUUGCAAGCUGCCAUCGAGUCGGGCAAUUAUGGCAUCAUUUCCCUCCUUUUGGACGCAUCGUAUAAAGCAAACGUGAAUUUCCCAUUGAUGGAAGGGGAGACACCCCUGGCGUUAGCCGUGGGACUCGGGCAACAGGAAACCGUCAAACUCCUGCUGCAGAGGGGGGCGAAUCCCAGCGCAGAAGACAAAGACAACAAGGAUCGGCACUUCAACACCCCGUUGCAUCUCGCAGUAGCACAGAGCAGCCCGGAGAUUGUGGACCUGCUACUCGAAGCAGGAAGAGAAAAGCUAGAAACCAACCUCGAAGCAAAAGACCUUGACGGCCGCACACCUCUCCUUCUAGCUCUCCUCACGGAAACCGCCCACCACAACCCAGCCAACGAGCUCAUCGUCGAGCGACUCCUCCACGCGGGCGCCAACCCCAACGCCACCACCCCGUCAACCACCACCGGCAGCAGCGCCCUCCACCUCGCAGCCACAAUCCCCCACCACGCCAUCAUCACCCUCCUCCUCCAACACAACGCCGACCUCGAACACCGCGACACCCAAAACCGCACCCCCCUCCUCGCCCUCCUCGACCAGCCCUUCCGAACACACCACCAAAAAACCGCCGCCCGCCAACUCCUCACCGCCGGCGCCAACCCCCACGCCACCACCGCCACCACCACCACCCCCGGUACCACCGCCCUCGCCGCCGCCGCCCACCACGGCCACGAAGACCUCGUCCACCAACUCCUCACCCUCGGCGCGGCCGUCAACGCGCCCGGCGGACGGCACGGCACCGCGCUGCAGGCCGCGGUGUGCGCGGGCCAGGACGAGGUCGUGCAGAUGCUGCUGGCGGCGGGCGCCGAUCCCUGCGUGCCGAGCGGCGGGGGGGCGUAUGGCAGCGCGCUGCAUGCGGCGGUGGCGGGUGCGGUGGUGGGGACGGCGGGGGGUGGGGGUCGUGGGAUGGGGGUGUUGGAGAGGGUGUUGGGUUGCGGAAGGGGGGAUGUGGAGGUGCGGGAUGCGGGGGGGUUGACGCCGUUGUUGUGGGUGGUUGGGGUGUGUGCUGGUUUGCGGGCUCGCGGCGGUGGUGAUGGUGGUGGAGGAGUGGGGUGUAUGGAUGGUGCGGCGGCGGUGGUGAGGAUGUUGUUGGGGUAUGGGGCGCGGACGGAGGCGGCGGAUCGGGAGGGCCGGACGGCGUUGCAUGUGGCGGCGGGCGUGGGGGAUGUGGGGAUGGUGGGGAUACUGCUGGAACAUGGCGCGGACACGGAGGCGAGGGAUGGGCGCGCUUGCACGCCGCUGCUGGUGGCGAGCGAGAGGGGUCAUGGGCAUGUUGUUCGACUGCUCUUGGAUGCGGGCGCCGAUGUGGGCGCCGAGGGUGGGAAUUAUGGCACGGCAAUGCAGGCGGCGGUGUAUCUUGGAGACCAGGAUAUGUUACAGAUGUUGGGGAAGGGAUACGGACGCUCAAGCGAGGGCUAUCAUUAA